AUGGAGGGCUAUCACUAUUCCCCCGGCAUCCAUCGGCCGGGCCAUCUCAGCAAAUUGUACUCCGACGCGAAGAAGAGUGCACUCACGAGCUUGCAAGUGCAGACGGCCUCCAAUGCCCAGUACACGUCACUGCAUCGAAAGUAUCGCAUCCAGAAGGACAGGCUGAUUGCGUGGGGCCUGGAAUGGAGCGAUGGCGAGAAAGGGUCGGAUGCGAAUAUUGACGACGCCGUCACCAAAGCUGGGCUCUCAGAAACGGUCGAGAGUGUGCUACGCAACAUCCAGGAGGUGACCGAGGAAGCCGAACGGAUCAAGUCAGCAAGCUUACCUCUGAUCAAAGAGGGCGAGGCCUUUCCUCAAAGGCCUGCAGUAUUUGAUGAAGCGCGAUAUGAAGACCUGCUGCGUGACCUGACCACCUCAAUAGACACCCUCUACGAUCUUACGCAAUCCCGCCGAGCACUUGCUCGUGGCGAACAUCCCACAUUCGAGGACCCUAUCGACAUCCCGAUGGAACAGCCACUGAAGCCAAGCUCCAGCAUCUCGAAGAAGCCCUGGAAGCGUCUCUAUGACAAUGCCAGCUUUGCAUCCUCGGGAACCACACUGCUCAACCCCACCUUCUCAAGACCUUUCCUGUCACCGUACGCAGGCUUGCCAUCGAGGAUAGAGUUGUCUGCCCUUCGCCUGCCUAUCGAAACGCCACCGCCAUACGAAGCUGUAGGGGUGCCGUCGACCACUCGCAUGGUAGCACUACUGGUACGGAAUAGAGUCUCAGGGAGUGUCCAGGCUGCCAUUGCAAGCUCUGCGCCUGAGGUGCCAGUGUUAGUGGAGUAUGCAAACUACGAUGCCACUUACAGAGCGACUGGAGUGCCGCCACCGCUUCAGCGACUUGAGGCUCUAGCUACUUUCUUCCAGCCCAUGCGUGCCGACUCACAGACCAACUUGAGUUUGUUGGGCUAUUUUGAAGACUCGGACCAGCCACGCAUUGGACUCGUCUACGACUUACCCUACACCAUACAAAACAAGCUGCAGACUGGAAUGUCUACUGAACCACUGGCGCCGCUCAGUCUGCUUAAGCUCGUGCAGAAGGCCAAUAAGCAACAGAGCUCAUCAACCGAAGUUCCUGCACCAGCGCUCGAACAUCGUUUCCGCAUGGCAUUGCGGCUGACGGAGCAGCUUCACUCUCUCCAUGCCAGCCAGUUAGCUCAUGGCAACAUCAACAGUAGCAGUGUCAUCUUCACCACCACCGAAACUGAGACUGAGGCGAAUCGCUUGGAGCAGCUUCGGAAACCACUUUGGGCCUCCUUUGAUCUCUUCUCCAAGUCUAACAUUGAAGGCGUCAAUCGAGCAUCAGACUUCAACAUCUACCGACAUCCGCUUGACGAGCCCAAUGGUGUGGAUAGGGAGUUUCCAGUGGAUCUCAAAUUCGAUCUUUACGGACUUGGUUUGAUUCUUCUCGAGAUUGGUCUCUGGACACCUAUUGGUGAUCUUUACAAGGCGAAAUACACUCUUGCUGAUUUCAAGCUCCGCCUUGAAAAGAUUUGGAUCCCCAAGCUUGCCGCCAAGUGCGGCUCAGCAUACAUGCGUGCUGUCGAGACAUGUCUUCGACUCUCGGACGACAUGGAUAACUCGCGACUAACUGCCGAAGGAGUAUACGGCCUUCUACUGCAAUUUCUAAAGCGAUGCUGCUUGCUUGACGAUGUCGGUUCGCCCACUGAGCUAAUUCCGGCAUCCGAGCUAGUUUCACAGCCAUCCUCACCUGCGGAGAGUUACAGGUCGCCAAGAAGGAGGCAUGCGAUACGCCGGCCCUCCGAAGCUAGUUCCUUAGCCAGACAGCUUUCGGAGACUGUCGAGCCCAGACGAUCCAUGUCGGGGAAAUCGGCUGCUCGAUCUCACCGUCACUCUUCGUACCCGGCGCUCACGCCACUAGCUGGCACGACCCUCACUGAUCCAGAGCAGUCUAGACAAGGCUCAAGAGCGGGUCACAUCUCGACAAGACCUGGAUUGGCUGAGGUGAAAGAACAAAUUAUGGAGGGGUGGCAUUCCAGAUCCGAGCCAUCAAUCAGAGAUUUCAAACGACGAGUCACCCUCAUUCAACAACGCUGGCGACAAUGUCAUGCAGUUAGGCAGCAAAGGCUUCAGGCCGCUGAAGCGACUCGCACAAGUAUGGACGAGGAAGCGGAGCAGCUUGCUAAUGGCAAGCGAGCGGAGUUUCCUGACGUGCCACUUCCACAAAACAUCCUUGACCAUUGGCAGAACACCAUGUGCUUUCAGAUGAACGCACUUGUUGCCAAGGCCCUGCGACAUUCGAAAGAAAGCUGUUCGAUAAGGCUAUGCCCUUACGGCGAGUCAAAGGCUACAGCAAGACCGACGCUCAUCGUUGGCUGCAAGUCUACCUCGAAAGUCAAGCAUGCCCUCAAACGACAUCUCAAAUAUGACCCCAGCAUGUAUGACAUUAGAGUGAAGAAAGAAGGCGAAAUUCGACGAUGCCGGAAAUCAAGACGCGAACGAGCUCUUGAAGCUGCAGAGAGAAGCAUGGCACCUUACCGCGAUCCGAACGUCGAGAAGGCCGUCAACCCAGAUUACCAGGAACGACCACUGUGCGGCGCGUCCAUAGGCGCUUUCAGGUAUGAAGAACACCUACCACCGGCUUCAUUUGGCGGAAUCGUAUUGAUAGAUGGGAAGCCGUAUGGUAUGAGCGUCCAUCACAUGCUGGAGCCAGAAGAUGUUUCCGAUGACGAAGAUGCCAACGACGAGGAUGAGGAAGAUGAUGAUGACGAUAGCUCGAGCCUUGGCAGCUCAGACGGCGAGUCAGGUAUAUGCCCAUGUCGUAGUGUAGUCACUCCCUCGUCUGUCGUCAGACGAUCCAUUGCUAACAUAAUCGCAGAGGAUGACGACCUCAGCACAGUCCGACCACCUUCAGCACACUCUUCUGACGACGAACCACUCCCUUCCUACGACACGGCCGGUGACUGUCCGGGCCUCUUCCCCGGUGACAUGGAAGAAAUCGCCAUUACUCAACCCGCCCUCGACGACGCCAUCGACUUAGACCUUCACGUAGAAGAGGAAGACGAAGAUGAAGAAGACUCCGGCAUAGACGAAGACCACCUCCUCUCCUAUCGACUCGGCCAAGUCCACGCCUCCUCCGGUCUCCGCCGAACCCUCAAAUCCCACGAAGGAGGCUUCAAAUCUAUCUCCCAGUCCCUACCCCAAGAAAUCGACUGGGCGCUCUUCGAACUCCUACCUCCACGUCUCCCAACUUACAACAUCAUAAAGGGCGGCACGCGCUUCUGUCGCAAAGGAGGUGAUCGUCACGGAAAUUCCUACCCCACAUCCAUCCGAGCAAGCCAAGACAUCGCUCACGCCAAAGUCCAUUGCCUCGGACGAACAUCAGGACUGGGGAGUGGUAUCGUGUCGAGUACAAUGGAACUCGUAAAAAUCCAUGGUCGCAGUACCUUCAGUGCGAGUUGGACGAUCACAGCAGCCAACUUUGGAGUGGGAGGUGACUCUGGUGCAUGGGUGAUCAGCAAUGAGGACGGAAGAGUUUGUGGACAUGUCCUCGCUAGUCGACAAGGUAGAACGUAUAUUUGUCCUAUGGAUCUGUUGUUAGAGGAUAUUAAGCAGACGCUCGGAGCGGAGGAGAUUUCUUUACCUGUGUUGAGUGGGGAGAAGGGGAAUAAGUCGAGGCCUGUGAGUGGCGAGAGGCCUGGGAGCAGUAGGGAGACCAGUCCGCAGUGUGGAAUGGUUAAGGCUAUGAAGGAUAUGAGGUUGGAAGGCGGCGGGUUAGGACUGUUGAGCCUGUUUGAAAUCAGCCCUGCUUUGGCUCGGAAUAGUGACGAUGAGGAGCAGACUUCAUUAGUAUGAUACAGUAUUGUACAAUGCUCUGUUCUCAAGCAUAUUCGCCUCGCAUCUCGUUGAGUGCAGCUUUUUGCCGUUGAGCGCUGAGUCGUUCAAAAUUGUCGACGACCAUCGUGAAAGUCCCUCGUCCAGCGGUCAGACUUCUCAAGUGCUUGAGAUAUCCUACCAUUUCUUUCAAUGGUACUCUGGCGACAAUCUGUCUCAUACCACUGCCUCCACUUAGACUUGCAUGGGCGAAUCCAGAACUGCUUCCGGCGAAAGGGUCUGGGGGUGUAUAUAUCUUCUUCACGUCCAUGUCCUGUUGCGAUGCAUCGGUUUCAUCCUCGGCGCCGAGAGAUAAAACGCUGCCUCCACGUGCUGAUGAGAUGUCGUGCACCACAGAUCCUAGCGAGUCUUCGUUGACGGAGAUUGUGACUAGCAUGACGGGCUCCAUCAUGACGCUUGGACUCGAUUCUGCGCUCUGCUUCAGAGCCGAGUGCACAGCCAGUCGGGCUGCGGAAGAGAGCGCUGCUGGUGUGGUGUUUGAGAAAAGAUGCUGCGAGGGGUCAAACGUGAUAUUGAUAUCUGUCGAGUGAAGAGGGUAGCCAUGGACGGGACCGCGAGCCAUAGCAGCCGAAACACCAUUCUGGAAUGAUUGGAGAAGUGUCUGCAUCGGU
Messenger RNA from Pseudocercospora fijiensis CIRAD86, 4508 nucleotides. RefSeq lists its product as uncharacterized. Lineage: Eukaryota; Fungi; Ascomycota; Dothideomycetes; Mycosphaerellales; Mycosphaerellaceae. The transcript is spliced from 4 exons. The coding region runs from base 1 to 3858 and encodes 1285 amino acids. The record is from RefSeq and is a predicted model, not a curated record.